GCGCUCAAGAUGGCCGAAGCUGCCAAAGCCGAGUGCCUUAGCCGAUUCCCCAAUGCCUUGAAGAGAUCUCCUGCUUCCUACUUCAAGCCGAAGAGCGGCCGUCAGCGUGAUGUCGACACCGUUUAUGGCCAGUCGUGUCCAUUUUACCAUGGCUUUGCAGGUCGACUGACGAGGAGCGGCUUCAUCUACAACGACGACGAGUUUCAAAUGCCAUUCGACGUGUCUAGUCAGCAGGUGGUGGACGACGAUAGUGCGUUAGAACAUGCCGCAGAAGAACACGUCCGCGAUUGGCGCCAGCUGCAAGACGCGUUGGAGAUGGUGGCCCGCCUUGAACCCAUUUGCGCUACCGGACAGGAAGCAAUGGCAUGGGCGCGGUGGACUGUGAUCCCCGUGCUUCUUUAUGCCGAUCGUCUGAUCAACGAAACAACGUGGGCUGCGUAUGAGUUCAACGCGUUGUUGGCCCCAAAAAACCCACAUGACAACGGCGACGUUAAACCACGCGUCAAGGAUUGCGUCGGCAUGACGUACACCACAGGAGAGCACUGGGACUACAUCUACAAGGGACACGAUGGGGUGUGUGUAUGUGAGACUUGCGAGGGAGGAGGAGGUGGCAAAGAAGAAGAGUGCAAAGUGCUGUGGACGCCACUGAUGCAAGCAUUCUCCGACUUGGGCGUACAAGACGUGCACUGGGUGUCGCAGUGGACUGACCAUCCUGGAUUUGUUGGCGGACUUGUUCCUGGUGGCGGGUAUCUCUGCGGUGUAUUCGUUGCUUUCGAUGGAUACUAUUGGACCGAUCCUGCCUAAUGCAAACACUUUACACGUGAAUAUGCCUUGGCUGACUGCAGUUUCAAGUAUCGUACCUACUUGAUAUCAGGUUAUACACUAUAUAGCCGCCAAGACAGGGUCAAACGUAAGCUAACGUUAGCAUGAAUAUGAACUUUAGUCACG
Aphanomyces astaci is the source of this 948-nucleotide messenger RNA. RefSeq lists its product as hypothetical. The record is from RefSeq and is a predicted model, not a curated record. Bases 10 to 804 code for a protein of 264 amino acids. The transcript has a single exon. NCBI's taxonomy places the organism in Eukaryota, Oomycota, Saprolegniomycetes, Saprolegniales, Verrucalvaceae.